This is a messenger RNA of Oryza sativa Japonica Group (Japanese rice), 1993 nucleotides long. RefSeq lists its product as uncharacterized. The record is from RefSeq and is a predicted model, not a curated record. Lineage: Eukaryota; Viridiplantae; Streptophyta; Magnoliopsida; Poales; Poaceae.
AUGCAACUCCCGCUCCGCCGCGCGCUCUCCGCCGCUGCUUCCGCGUCCGCGCCUGUCCGGCGCGCCCUCUCUGCCGCGGCCGCCGCCGCCGCGCCCGUUCGGCGCGCCCUUUCCGCCGCCGCGGCCGACGCCGACGCCUCGCGCCAUCCUGGGUGGGUGAUGAUCCACAGCAUCCACCACGCGACGGAGGCCAGAACUCCGUCGCCGCGCGCGUCCCUUCUUCUCGCCGAGCCACCGUGUUCCUCCUACCUCCUCCUGCCUGACCACCUCGUCGACCGGCGGCCCGGCCCCAAACCCGGCACCGGCAUCGACGUCGUGGGGUUGCUGAGCGCCGUGAUCUACGCCACGAGCGGCGACGGCCUCCUCCUCUUCGCCUACGUGGACUCCCACGCCCCGCUCUCCGUCGUCUCCAAGGCCUUCGCCGCCGGCGCUACCCCUACUCGGGAAGGCGAGCUCGACCUCGACGGCCUCAACCCGCAGGAUCAGGACCUCACGCGCUUCGUCUGCAACCCCAUCACCGGCGAGCUGUUCCGCCUCCCGGACAUCGACGGCACCAAGAAGACCUUCUUCUGGCGCCACACCGGCCUCCUCACCCGCUCCGCCGCCGGCCAUGGGCCGCCCGACAGCUACGCCGUCGCCAUGCUCCGGGAGCACAGCAACAGCGGGACCUUCCACAUGUGGCGGUUCCUCUCGCGAACCGGGAAGUGGGACAAGAUUGACGGCUUGCCGUCCCCGCUCCCGCUUGUGCGGCGGCUGGACAUCGACACCGAGGCGGUGGCGUUCGCCGGACGGCUGUGGUGGGUCGAUCUGACAUGGGGCGUCAUCUCCGCCGACCCGUUCAGCGACCGGCCGGAGCUCCACUUCGUCGAGCUCCCGAGGGGCAGUGUGUGGCCAAUGCCCAGCGAAGAUCUACUAGUAGAAGUGCAGAGUAUUCAUCGGCGCGUGGGGGUCAGUGAGGGGAGGCUGCGCUAUGUCGAGGUGUCCGACAAGGAUCCUUUCGUGCUCAGCUCCUUCGCGCUUGACGACGAUGGCGGCAGCUGGACGCUGGAGCACCGUGUGGCGCUUGGUCGAAUCUGCGAGGUGAAGGGAGGAGGACCAGAGGACACCCCGCGAAUUGCCGUCAUUGACCCACUAAACUCGAGCGUCAUUUGUGUCAUCGUUGGCAAACAUGUUCUUUCUGUAGACAUGGAGAUGGGGAAGGUGCUUGGGUCUUCGCCGAUAGAAGAAGGUGAAGGCUCACCCUGGUUUAUCACCUCUAUCCUUAAAUCAUGUGUGCUCCCACCGUGGCUUGCAUCAAGCAAAAUCCCCGCUGCUGGAACAUCUGCGAGCAACAAGGGUGAUGCCAAAAGCAAGACCUUAUCAGACAUAUUGGUUCGUGUAGACAGGGACAAGAAGAAUUGAGGUUUCAUAGAAACCAACUGGCAUGCGUUCUAAUGAAUAGGAGGCUUCUCGUUUUGGAAAACUUGGAGAAGUUGAGUGUUUUGGCCCUCGCAGUUUACCGUACAGUCUUAUUUUUCGGACAAACUGGAACUGUUUUAUGUUUCUAUUUUUGUGGAGGCUUUGCUGGUAAGCACAUUGAGGACAUUGCAGUAAAAAGUGACCCAGUUCAGUCAAGCGUGUUACUAUCAUCAAGACUAUAUGUUGUGUUAGUUGCAGGACAAUCCGCUCAUCUUUUCACAUGAAAAAGAGGAGGCCUAGUUGUUGAAUAUACCGUGUGCGUCUUAUUCAGGCAUCUUCUCUCUCGUCAGAUACCUGUGAUCACAUUGUUUCAGCUAGCAAACAAUUCAGUAUUAGCUUGCUUCUUUUUUUGCAAGGUCAGUAUUAGCUUGCUGAUGGUAACAGAAUUUAGUGUCUCCUGGUUAUGAUGCAUCAGCAACCAGGUGCCAAUCUAUUGUUACUGGUAGGUAAUAUAUGCAAAAGAAAAGAAAAACCUCUAUUAUUUGUGGCAGAAGGUUAGGAAUUCCUUCGAAUAUAUCUCAGUGGUUUAAUUUAA